AUGCCGCGGAAUACCCCCGGAGGCAUUCAACGUUUAUUUCGUUCCCAGGCCUCUCUGCGAUGCCCCGAAUCGCUUGCAACCAAUUCCAAUAUAGCCAUACAAGAACAACUUCCCGCCCAAUAUUCAUCGGGCACCCGGACGGAGGAGUUUCGCAAUUCCAAACAACGAAAUGCCGGAGAUCAGCAUCCCUCAAGCCGAAAGCAACAACCUGGCACUCUGAUAUCGAGGCGACGUUUCAGGAAAGGCUACGGGCAACCGAAACCUACCCCAGCUGAAUACCUUGCCAAAGCUCUCCGCCAGACGGGCCAUGCUCUCGGAACUGUUCAGCAUGCCUCACAAGAUGCCGAUGCACUUCGACGCUUGCAUGGUUUGCAGCCAACAUAUGGCCGACCCGCACGAUUCUCCUUUCAGACCACCCUUGGAGAAUAUAUCAGAUUGGUGGAUCCAUUGCUCUCUUCCUCCACUGAAAGUGAUGUGGCAGAUCGCUUGGAUUCUGCUCUUAAUGAAGUCUUCAGGGAAAAUAGCCAUCGCUAUCUAACCAAGCGGGGGUACGACGUCGGGGAUGUAGUGGCAUGGGCAUGGAUCAUGAAGAGCAAGGAUGCCAACCAGGCCGUUCCGCGCCUAUUCGCACUUGAAGCCGAGCAAAAGUCCAGAUUUGGCGCUGACUCUCCUGCUACCCCGUCUUUCAUUGCUCUUUUCCUCUUGAAACAAAAGCAUUUAGAUGCUCAGUCCCUUCGCUUACUUUUGAUUUAUUCUUUACAUCUGAUGAGCGGCCAGCCACUGCCAUCUUCUGAGAGGUGGGAGGCAUCUCGGGACAAGCCUGUGAAGCUGCCAUCGGGACAAUUCCAGCCCCGGAUUGAUUCCUCUACUGGCAUGCAUAUGUUCUCCCGCUUGAUUCGGCAUGCUCGGCUCGUGUGGCCCCAGGCAAUUCCCACCAUUGCAAGCGCAUUCUCACGUUUUAUGAUGGCUACAAACGUAAGCGACGCAGGCGAUUCGAUUUUGAAGAAACGCAAGGCCGAUCGCUUUAAGACCAAGAAGUUCAAUAAUUUUCUUCGUCUGCUUUCAUUUCCUACAAAGAUCCAUCCUUUCCGAUCGAUCUCCCUCCAACAGCAAGCGCAGUUCGAGCUCCUCCGCGCCAUGGCCAGCCACAAGCCGGUGCUCCCUCUUACGCGGAUAGGCUAUCGAGCCGUUCUUGCAAUCCAAGUGGCACACAAGAAGACAUCCGCCGAGAGACAGUCAGCCGAGUUAAAGGCCCCUUCAUGGCCGCCUUGGAAAGAAGAAAGAUUGGGAAUUGACGCCCUACGGGGUAACGAGGGCAUGUACAGCCGUGCGAUGAACGUGUUGUCGCAAAUGCGGGAGGCAGGCUAUUCCAGCAAGCUCUGGGAAGAUAUUUGUUCCAUUCUGGCUGGCUGGGAUACUGAUCGAAGCCCAACAGUCCAGACAAGAACUUUUUUGCGCUGGUCUAGGUCGUUAUCCCGUGCUUCUCAUACCAACCCCGAUCACUUCGCGGUUUGGGUCGCUCGUAUCCGCGCUACAAGAACUGUUCGUGAAGCGUGGGCUUGCUUUUUGUCUUAUCAGGACCGCGGCCUUCCUCCCAACGCGGCUAUAUACACCGCAAUGGCCGAAAAGCUGAUCUAUCGUCAACAGGCCGUCAGGAGCCGGUCUGAUGAGGUAGGCCAUGCUCUACCUGGCGAUGGCCGUGAAGUUUACCCCGAGCCAGCCUCUGCGCGCGAUAUUAUCUAUGUUCAUACCGAACCCCCCGUGUUGCAGGACUUCCUGGAGCAAAUGAUCUCUCAUGGAUUUCGCUUCUCGGGCCGACUCCUGGCCCUGCUGCUUCAGAAUACCCCUAACUUCCGUGUUGGCUUGCGAUAUUUGGUCAUCAGUGACCUCACCGAGGACCAAAUCAAGGUGCUGUGCACUGUACUGAGCCAUUCAUCUGACUACGGAGCGCAGCACCUAAAUGCCCUUCAGACCCUGCCAGAUGUUGUUUUUGCCUCCUUCAUCAAGUUUCUCUGCAUACCCUCGAAAUGUACAGCCUGGCAGGCGGGCGAAAAGUCUCUCACGGUCGACCGAUUUCCUCUCCUCGCAACAGAAGGCCAGUCCCGGUUGCCCUUGACUAUCCUUCCCGACUUCGAAGACCAGCCCCAACAGCGGCGCCACCCUAGAGCCCUCUGGCAUGCAAUCCAGCUGGUCAAGUCGCGACAACCUCCAUGUCCCGCGGCCUGGACCCAUAUCCUGCGGUCCUUUGGUAAUGCUAUCAAAAUAACUUCGAAGGAGCACAAAUCCUGGAGGCGUAUUCUCGCAUGGCAUGAAGUCCUCGUGGCAGUAAAAUGGAUGAAAGAUCACAACAUCGAACCUGAUCUGGAGGGGUUCUAUGCUAUGUGCACCGCCUUCACUGAGGCCGUCAAAGCGGGGAUCAGUCACCCUGCCGAAUCCAGAGAGGCGUUCAUACUGAUCCAACAAUCUAUCCGCGGUGACGGACAUGGCGAGAUCCUCGGACAUGAGCAUUACGAUGCCAUGGUUGAGAAUGGACUCUUGGUGCUGAAAUUGCAGUUCGAUUCUCUAGUCCUCCCAGUUUCCAAAACAUCGGAGGCAGCGGAGCGGAGCGUAUUCGCAGAGAAUAGCGCGGCCGACCUGCAGCUUCAAGUACCUACAUUGUUGCAUGUCCCAUCUUUUUCGAUCUUGCAUCGCUUCGUCCGGACGUUGGGGGUUGUGGGCGACGAUGAUGGGUUAUUGCAUCUGUUGCAGUGGAUGAGCCGAUCAGCUGCCUCGUUGAAUGCAGUCGCGGACGAGCUGCUGAAUGGUGAGAAAAUGCGACGGCAGACCCUCACGGCGAUCCGAAUGUUCCUGGAGAGCCCGCAGGCUGUAUCGAUGGACUGCGGCCGGCUAGCGUCGGAUCCUGCGAAAGUACAGGAGGCAUACGACAUCAUCAGCCGGACACCCGGCUGGGACUGGCCCAGUGACGAAGAGGUCGAGGAUUACUGCCAGUGA
Penicillium canariense is the source of this 2991-nucleotide messenger RNA. RefSeq lists its product as uncharacterized. The coding region runs from base 1 to 2991 and encodes 996 amino acids. The transcript has a single exon. The record is from RefSeq and is a predicted model, not a curated record. NCBI's taxonomy places the organism in Eukaryota, Fungi, Ascomycota, Eurotiomycetes, Eurotiales, Aspergillaceae.